UGUUGGAUCACGAGCAGAGGCUAUGCUCACGGUUCUGUAAGCUUCGUGGGACGACAAUGCAAAACUGACGCGUUUUCUGAACGAAAUAAACAUCUGGAACUUUUGACAACGGGAGCGGUCUAUGAGCCGCGAUCUACGGGAACUGCGGUUGCACAUUAGAGCUAUAUUUCUAGGAUUAUUCGGUGAACACGACCACCAGCGUCAAAGAUGAACGUCAACACGGCAGUCAAGCAGUACAUUUCCAAAAUGAUUGAGAACAGCGGGCCGGGUAUGAAGGUCUUGCUCAUGGAUAAAGAAACGACCAGCAUCGUGAGCGUGGUCUACACGCAGUCGGAGAUUCUGCAGAGAGAGGUCUACCUGUUCGAGCGGAUCGACUCACAGAACAGAGACACGAUGAAGCACCUAAAAGCCAUCUGUUUCUUACGCCCGACCAAGGAGAAUGUGGAGAAUCUGAUCCAGGAGCUCCGUCGACCCAAGUACAGCGUCUACUUCAUCUACUUCAGCAACGUCAUCAGCAAGAGCGAGGUGAAGGCCCUGGCCGAGGCAGACGAACAGGAAGUGGUGGCGGAAGUGCAGGAGUUCUAUGGAGACUUCAUCGCCGUGAACCCCCACCUCUUCUCCCUGAACCUCACCGGCGUGACCAGGGGCCGUAGCUGGGAGCCCACCCUGCUCCAGCGCUCCACUCAGGGUCUGACGUCAGUCCUGCUGGCGCUGAAGAAGUGCCCCAUGAUCCGCUACCAGCUGUCCUCCGACAUGGCCAAGAGGCUGGCCGAGAGCGUCAAGCAAAUCAUCACGAAGGAGUACGAGCUGUUUGAGUUCAGGAAGACCGAGGUGCCCCCCCUCCUGCUCAUUGUGGACCGCAGUGACGACGCGAUCACCCCGCUCCUCAACCAGUGGACGUACCAGGCCAUGGUGCAUGAGCUGCUGGGCCUGAACAACAACCGCAUCGAUCUGUCCCGCGUGCCAGGCGUCAGCAAGGACCUGCGGGAGGUGGUGCUGUCCGCUGACAACGACGAAUUCUACGCCAAGAACCUGUACCUGAACUUCGGGGAGAUCGGCACCAACAUUAAGAACCUGAUGGAGGACUUCCAGAAGAAGAAACCCAAAGGCCAGCAGAAGCUGGAGUCCAUCUCCGACAUGAAGGCGUUUGUGGAUAACUACCCCCAGUUUAAGAAGAUGUCGGGCACGGUGUCGAAGCACGUGACAGUGGUGGGGGAGCUGUCGAGGCUGGUCAGCGACCGGCUCCUGAUGGAGGUGUCCGAGGUGGAGCAGGAGCUGGCCUGCCAGAACGACCACUCCAACGCCCACCAGAGCGUGCGCAGGAUGCUGCAGAACCCGCGGGUGAAUGAGCUGGACGCGGUGCGGCUGGUGAUGCUGUACGCUCUGCGCUACGAGAAGCACAGCUGCAGCAGCCUGCCCGGCCUGCUGGAGGACCUGAGCAGGAAGGGCGUGUCCGAGCGCCACCGCAGGAUGGUGCAGUCCAUGGUGGAGUACGGGGGGAAACGGGUCAGAGGAAGUGACCUCAUCAGUCCAACAGAUGCCGUGGCGAUCACCAAACAGUUCUUCAAGGGGCUGAAGGGUGUGGAGAACGUGUACACACAGCACCAGCCCUUGCUGCAGGAGACUCUGGAUCAGCUGAUUAAAGGUCGUCUGAAGGACAGCCAGUUCCCCUACCUGGGCCCCAGCACACUGAGAGACAGGCCCCAGGACAUCAUCGUGUUCAUCAUCGGGGGCGCCACCUACGAAGAGGCCCUGACCGUGUACAACCUGAACCAGAACACGCCGGGGGUCCGAAUCGUUCUAGGAGGCACCACCGUCCACAACACCAAGAGCUUCCUGGAGGAAGUGGCGGCGGUGAGCUCGGGGCACGGCGGGGAGCGGUCACUGGGGGCGGGGCGGUACCCUAGCCGGCGCUAAGACGGGAUCUUCCGGAACCUUCCCCCCCUGUCCCGGAGACGCCCGCCCCCACUCUGUUCCACCCUCCCUAUCCCACAGGCCCCGGCCGCAAACAUUCCUUCGUCGGACUGCUCCCAUGAUCCUCUGCUUCGGACGGGUUGAUGUGUUCGAUUCCCGCGUCGGGUGACCUGCUGGUUCGCCCCACCUCCUGUUUUAGGGACAGGUGUUGUCAAACCCACCCCUCUCCUCCCCCGCCCCUCUCCUCCUCCGCCCCUUAAAAAUAACCUGACUACUGCUGUCCACAUCUCACAUUGUGAGAGUGUGAGUUCUGUCUCCAUCUGGCAACCCCUUCGAUGAUGGCUACACCGCCUCAUCGCAAAUGAGCUAGACCACUACAUCAGUCAUGUAUGUCCCUAUGUUGUGUGCAUCUCUCUCUCCCCCUCUCCCUCUCUCCCUCUCUCUCUCUCUGUUCUGUUAUCAGUCCGUAAGGCACGGCUGUUCAGCGUGUUUCUGUGUGUGACCCCGAUGCCUGUGUCAGAGCUGUCUUUAGUUGUGCGGCUCUGGAGCUCUGCGUUACAGCACGGCCACGCGGAGAGGCAGAGAUCAUGUUCUGGGUGAAUACGGUGUCUGUGCAUACCGAGGACUGAACAGGAGCGGUUUAUAGUGGCUGUGACCACUUUGGUGGCCUUUUCGCUGAUUGGCGCUCCAACGCGUUGCCGCGGCGACUUGUGGGAGCCGUUGGCUCGGUCAGUGAGUGACUGUGUGAGGGAAGUUUAUUUAUUUUUUUGGUCAGAUUCACAUUUAUCACAUUUAUCAAGUUUUCAGCUGGGCGAGCGGGUUGCCAGAUCACACUGACCCGUCAAAUAGGGAGCAUGAGAGAUUUGACUCCGGAGCCUCUGGACGGAGAACCGCCCCCGCCCGCACCCACCCUCAAAAACACUCCACAGACCUCUGGACGCAGAACCCCCCCCCCCCCCCCCCCCCACAGACGUCUGUCUUUGAGACCGCAAGCUGUCUCCGUAGAGUUCCUCUUUCACAUGAGAUCACGAGGAGAACCCCUCGAGUGUGUCUCGAGCGCCGUGUCGAGACUAGACUGCGUCGGUGUCGUAACUCCGCUCCAUGACCUGGCAACCUGUUUCGUCCAUCAGCAGUCAGGGCAAAAGGCCUCGAUCCCACCCUCAGUAAAGCUAACAGACUGAACUUUCCCCGUUUCGUUUGUGGGCGUCUUGGCUACACACAGGAAUUCAAAUUGGGCCCAUUUUAAUUCCUGGUGUGGGGAAGAUUAAAAAGAAAAGACUUGUAAAUGCCAGUGUAAACCAAAUAGGGACGCACCCUCUCCCCCUCAUAACGCAUACGCACAAACACACGCACACACACACACACACACGCACACACAUUGAGUGUUUGAAGGUGGGUGGGGCUGUGCUUUGGUGUGUCCUUGUUUUUUCCGCCGAGUCCCCCCCCCCCCCCGCUCAGGAUUGUGGGAUUGCGGUUCCUCCAGACUGCGGUGGUGGCUGUGUUGUUUGUGCAGUUUUUUGGAAACGAGGGCGUCGAGCACUCUGUUUUUAUUUCUCCUCGCUGGGGGGCGGGGGAAUAAUAAUAAUUCUGCAGGAUUUUCAAACAGGCAAGUGGGGGAAUUCUGGGAAAUGGAGUAUUAAACGUCCCUUAGCUCUCUCUGAGUGGAAGGUUGCGUCAGUUGUGCUUGAAAUCUUCCUUCACACAGAACUAAAGUACAGGAUGUGCUUUGAGACAUUGAGGCGUCCAGGUUUGCAUUAAUGAAACGCAUGAAACUCACACGUCAUCUGCUUUUCUUUUCUGACUCUCUAUACACACCUUGGGUUGUGUGUGUGAGUGUGUGAGUGAGUGAGAGUGCGAGUAUGAGCGUGUGUGUGUGUGUGUGUGUGUGUGUGUGUGUGUGUGUGUGUGUGUGUGUUUUUAUGUAACACUGUUUCACUCUGUUUCAUCACUGCUUACUGUACAGUGUUUGUAAACGCUGUCUAAAAAAAUAAAUAAAAAUAAAAAAAGACCAACUUAUAGUGACUGUAAAUGUUUUCUGGACAACUACUAAUAAAUGAUGAUUGUUAA
Conger conger (European conger) is the source of this 3981-nucleotide messenger RNA. It is a transcript of the gene vps45, whose product is annotated as vacuolar protein sorting 45 homolog. Gene Ontology annotation, biological process: intracellular protein transport; vesicle-mediated transport. The transcript is spliced from 15 exons. Gene Ontology annotation, cellular component: Golgi membrane. The coding region runs from base 208 to 1917 and encodes 569 amino acids. Lineage: Eukaryota; Metazoa; Chordata; Actinopteri; Anguilliformes; Congridae. The record is from RefSeq and is a predicted model, not a curated record.